Protopolystoma xenopodis is the source of this 396-nucleotide messenger RNA. NCBI's taxonomy places the organism in Eukaryota, Metazoa, Platyhelminthes, Monogenea, Polystomatidea, Polystomatidae. The record is from the annotation of a GenBank genome assembly.
GCACUUGAAACAUUCAAUCUUUUUGAUACCAAAGGUGAUAGCAAGAUUGAGGCAAGGCAUAUUGGUGAACUUGUUAGGGCACUAGGGCUUAAUCCAUCAGAGGCCGAUAUUCGUAAAUGUGGUUUUCAAAACGCUCGAAUUAGUUUUGAAACAUUCAUGCCAAUCUAUCAAACUCUAUUUCGUGAAGACAAAAAGCCAAAUGCAGACGAAUUUAUCGACGCUUUUUGCGUAUUUGAUAAGGAUGCCAAUGGUUUGAUUAGUGCAGCUGAAUUACGUCAUUUAUUGACUGCUCUUGGCGAAAGACUCCGAGAAGAUGAAGUAGAUCAGCUUCUGGCUGGGAUGGAAAAUGCUCAAGGCUUGGUUCCUUAUGAAGGUAGCAACUUCCAGCGUGUAUAG